Messenger RNA from Chaetomium strumarium, 1069 nucleotides. RefSeq lists its product as uncharacterized. The record is from RefSeq and is a predicted model, not a curated record. The transcript has 3 exons. The coding region runs from base 171 to 986 and encodes 271 amino acids. NCBI's taxonomy places the organism in Eukaryota, Fungi, Ascomycota, Sordariomycetes, Sordariales, Chaetomiaceae.
CACGCCACACCAGACUGAUAGCCGCCGACAACCAUAACAAAGACCUUGACAAAGCGAUAACUGUUUAUAAUUCGGCCUACUGCCCUUGAGCUUUCGGGCUCGCCCGUUGUUACUCAUUUUCAUAAACGAAACUUCACAAAUCGUGGGGCAUACUGUGACUGGACGGCACCAUGAGCAGUUUGGCUCUCAAGCUCCUCGAGAGGAGGGCUUUCGGCAAGCUCCAAAGUGAGAAGAGGAGCACUAACUCAGAUAACCCAUACGAACACAGAGUACCUGUCUUUAAGAAUGGCAAAUGUGUCGGCCACAAAACCGAAAAGAGACCGAUCCCAGAGGGCCUGUCUCGCAACGACGUAAAGAUCUUGAAGAAGGUCCGCAAGAGGGCUUACCGGUGGGACAUGGGCUUCUCCUGCUGCUGCUUGGGUUUCCGGUUCGGCUGGUCAUCCAUUAUUGGCCUCUUCCCUGUCAUCGGAGACUUUGCCGACCUUUUCAUGGCGUUGGCCCUCAUUAAGAAGGCUUCCAAGGUCGACGGCGGGCUGCCGAAAAGACUAUACAGCAUGAUGUUCACCAACAUCAUGAUCGACUUCGCUCUUGGCUUCAUCCCCGUCCUCGGCGACAUCGUCGACGUGUUCUACCGCGCCAAUACUCGCAAUGCUUGGCUGCUCGACGCUUAUCUCACAGAGAAGGCUAAGGCACUCAGGGAGGGUGUGAUCACGGAUCCGGACGGAGGGUCGAAGGUCCGGGUGCCGUCCGAGCUGCAAGUCGCCCCUGGAGAUCGGGAUCUCGAAGAGGGUAUCGGACCGGUGGCGGUGGCGGAACCGACACCGGUUCCACCCGCCGUGACACCAGCCCGGACACCGGCUCCGGUGGGGACAAUGGCGCCUCCUUCGAGGGCACCGGCUCCCGGUCGGAGCCUGACCGGUCAAAGGACGCCUGGUCCUGGUCUCCCAGGUCGGCAGAUCAAGGACCCGAGAGACCGGAAAGGGUAGCGGUUGCUCAGUGGCGAGGAAAGUGUGUUGGGCGGCCCAGCACGUUAGAUACAUGAUCGUGGGGUAGUAGAUUAGUAGAAUUG